GCUGACCUUGAAACCUGAGUGUUUUGAGAAAGCCUAUAUCGCAUACAAGCACAAAACCUUGCCACUACUAGUUUAUUGGUCCAUAUAAUACGUCUAUAUACAUGUGUUGUCGACCACCGGGCAUUGAUAGCUGAAUGAGGAUAGUGAUGGAAUGUCAAGGAAGCAAGCAUAGACUGCAUCAGGGUUGGGGCUUUGUAGAUUGCUACUAGAGAGAGGAAGAAAGAAAGAAAGAAAGAGAGAGAGAGAGAGAGGGAGGGUUUCUUUGCUUGCUAAAUGUUUCAUUUGAUGUGUUUUGUGUCCAAACUGAAGCAACGUCUCACUGUAGGCUUUGGAUAUGAUAUGAAGCGGGCGGUUGAAUUGAGUUACUGCGUCCAUGAACUUACCAUCCUUAGGUUUUCUGGCGUUCAUACAUCAAGGAAGGUUUGUUAAGGAAGGUUUGUUGCCACAUGCAAUGGAGUACCGAGUGCAUACGGUGUUCAAAAACCUCAAGCUGCCUGCAACAAGGAACGGAAAUGGGGAGAUCGAUUUCGAGGAGUUUGUUCAAGUGAUGUGCAGAAAAGUUAACACAGACUACACAGCGGAUGAAGUUCGAAAAGCCUUUAAGGCAGCGUUGCCCACGUGUAAACUACCCCGGGCCAAGUUUGCUUCGUUUGACGUCUUCUCCGGCAACGCGCCCGACGGGUGCAUCCGUGUGAAGGAUUUGGAGCAAGCUUUGCAGGC
Messenger RNA from Durusdinium trenchii, 720 nucleotides. The record is from the annotation of a GenBank genome assembly. NCBI's taxonomy places the organism in Eukaryota, Dinophyceae, Suessiales, Symbiodiniaceae.